Molecule: messenger RNA, 4397 nt
Organism: Anguilla anguilla (European eel)
Lineage: Eukaryota; Metazoa; Chordata; Actinopteri; Anguilliformes; Anguillidae
Product: RING finger protein 122
Exons: 6
Coding region: 431-892 (153 amino acids)
Source: RefSeq, a predicted model, not a curated record
UUUUCUCGUCUGGUUUCUCCACAAAUGCAUGCCAAAGCAACGGCUGACGGGGGGUUGUCUGUGCAGUGAUUCGGUCCUAGAAGCAGCGCUGAUAUUAAAACUUUGCUGUUGAUUUUUACUGAAGAAAAGAGUGUAUGGAUAACAGCAAUGACUGACUAACGACGCUGCGUUUUUCAGAAAUGUGCAAUGACGUAAAUGAUUCGUUUUAGCCUCUGUACGAAUAAGUUUAGUGUAUGGCUUCCACACUGUUUAAGGAGCGUGUUUAUUCGUCAUAUUUUAGCAACGUGAUUAUUUUAACAGCUUCUGUUAAAGAAGUGUUGGUGCAGACGGCGACCAGCGGGAACCCUGAAAAAAAGCCUACAUGGAUCGGGGAGUACCGGGUAUUUGUGACAAACAUCUUCUCACAUCCUGAAGCACUCCUAGUUUAUUGAUGCAGCAGCGGUGUAACGGGUCCCUCUGCAGUUUGGGGCUGUCUUACUCAAAUUGGUCGUACAUAAUGCCUCCAAUCACCUUCCAGGACCUCCCUCUCAACAUCUACAUGGUCAUCUUUGGGACCGGCAUCUUUGUCUUUGUCCUGAGUCUCAUCUUCUGCUGCUACUUUAUAAGUAAACUGAGACACCAAGCCCAGAGCGAGAGAUUUGGAUACAAGGAGGUCAUAUUCAAAGGGGACACCAAGAAAUUGAAUCUCCAUGGGCAGACAUGUGCCGUCUGCCUGGAGGACUUCAGAGUGAAGGACGAGCUAGGAGUGUUGCCAUGCCAACAUGCCUUUCACAGGAAGUGCCUGGUGAAGUGGCUGGAGAUCCGCUGUGUCUGUCCCAUGUGCAACAAGCCCAUCGCCGGCCCCCCAGGGCAGAGGCACAGCCUCGGGACCCUGCUGGACGAGCUGGUGUAGAGACGCGCCGCCUCCGCGCAAACGGUACGCCGCGAGGGCGCAAAUCAGUACACAGCAGCAGCAGCAAGCUAAACAAACACCGACGCGGAACAGCCCUCCGGAAGGCAAAGCCACACUGGCGAUGAAUCAGGAGAACACGGGAGGAGCCGGCUGUCGAGAGACUUUUAACGCAACCCAGGGACCUGGAGUUAGCAAUAUCGACAGUGGAACUCCACCAAAUGAGAUGGACAAACAUCUGACUGAAAUUUUCAUCUGGCAGUGGCGGUUAAUCUAGUUUAUACAGCAAGUUUGAUGUAGCCCUUGAGUCUGGAUACGGUGGAUUAAAAAAUAAAUGUGGUUUACAGGAUGCUCCUGUCCAGGCUCAUGGGCAUGAAGGAAGUUGGAUCUAUUACCCCUUUGCUAAUAUGGGGGGAAAUUAUAUAUAUGUACAAUGACCAUGUGUAUGUGUGUACAUACGUAAGUUUGACUGAAUUGCACUGGACUAUCAUCUGUGAAAACUCAGUUGUUUAUUGAACUUGACUUUUUUUGUAAAAAAAAAAACUAAAAUUCCAAAUAAGAAUAUAAACUGUUGUUUUAAAAACUGAAAGUGAAAAAAGCACUUGAAACACACCCAGUGCUUUGUGGGGGGACCCAGGGGAGAAUGUUCUGGGCGUGUUUUCCGUGUGCAUUCCCCAGCUCUCUGGGGGAUGGAGGGCGCUCAAACCAGCACUAUCUCACAAUGCACUGCCAUUUCCGCAGCACACUUUACACAUUCCCUUUGUGACAAAUAGAGCGUCACCGUUUCAGAAAAUACACGUAUAAAACAAACCAAAUGCCUAUUUUGGUUAACUUGAUCAAAGUUAACAGCCUUGUCGUAGUUGUGGGGCUAGCAUCAGUGCUUCUUACCGUGGGGAGGCUGAGACAUUUACACUGCUGUAGCUGUGGCGGAAAGCAAACGUACACUUGUCUCAUCCCUCAUUGAGGAGCACUGCAUUUCACAUUUGUGCAUUUCAAGGUUAACUGAUCCUUAUGAUUCCAGUCACUGUCCUUUAGAGCUUUCUCAGCGUGGUGGUCAGAGUCUCAGUGAACCAGCUAGAAACCAGCAUGAAAAUCAGAAUUCCUGGUGGCUAAUAAGCAGAGGACGAUGUUGGGGAAAGGAGAAAAAAAUCCCUAAAGCUUUAGAAAUAAACCACUGUCGUGUCGAUUUGAAGUUGGGUGUCUGCUUCCCUUGCUUAAGAAUGUUGCCAUAAAAGGAUAGGUCUGUCUGGUAGCUUAGCAACAUGCAAUUCAUCUGCACAAGAUAUUUUAAAUGUGGACCAGGCAGCUGCUGGCUCUGAGACCUGAUAUCAAUUGUUUUAAUCAAGCUUUAAUGUAACCCAAUACGGUGGUGACUGGGGAACGUAUUACUGCCGAGACAACCAACAUGUGUUCCAGUAUCUAUGCCAUUUGUUUAAUUCACAAAGUUUGCAAGAAUUGGCAAAUAAAUGGUUUUAAAGAUACUCAACAAUUUAGUACAAAUUUUAAUGAGUAUCAUAAAAAGGGUUAUCCAGGCGCGAUGGAGGAAAUGACUUGGAACCUUGGAUGUAGGCAAACAUCUACAUGGCACAGGGAGGAAUAGGACUGGCUUAGCAGAGGUGACAUUACUUCCUGUAGUGGACGUUCAGCCUGCUCCCUUGUGUUGCUGAAUUGCACCUCACAACAUAUCAGCACAGAAUCAUUACGAGUACCCAGAGCCAAAUACCUUAGUCCAGUGGUAAAAGUGCCUGACGUUUGUAACACAUGCACUUCUGUAACUGCUUCAUAUACAGCAUUAAAUGGGGGGGAAAAACGUGUUGCAUUUCGUUUGUUUUGCUCACUGUGUGUUAAUUGAGUGCUUGUCACCUAGUACUUAUACAAUUGUAGAAAACCUAAUCUGUUUUUGGGGUCCCCAGGAUGGUAUCUCCAGAAGGGGUCUCAGUGCUGUGGUGCUGUGGUGUACCCAGAACGGGCCUCAGAGAUGUGCCCCACAACCUGGAAUCAAACUGUGACUGUGAGAGGGAGUCGUCACAGCUCCCAGCCAUAAGCCCAGGAGGAAGGGUUUGCUAUAGAGCAUUUGGUUGAUUGGACACGUGUAGUUUAGCUACAUCUGCACACGUAACGCGCUCCAUGGCGUCGGCUGUCUGCGUUAAGCACGCACCCCGGAGGACACUGCGCGUCUGCGUUUACAGAGCUAGAGGACUCUGCAUCAGGAAGGGUUCAAACACCACCUGCCACUGUGAAAAUAUUUAGAGGACAUUUUCUUCCUUGUUUCUUUGUGAACAUAUAGAAGAUAAUUCCAGCCCAAAAGUAGGUCCAUCGUUGUUUUUCUAAAUAUAGAAUGAAGUUAUGUAAUGAUUCCUCAGUUGUAAGUCCAUCGCAUAAGCUUCACUUUGAAGACAGAUUAAUUCUAUGUCCAAAAAUAUAAAAAUUAUGAUUAAGCUGAUGGUGGAAUAUUUUGGUGAUCUCUGAUAAUGAAGGUUAAAAUUAGACAAAGCAAAUCUGCAAUUGCCUUAUGUUGUUUGCUGUCAUAAUCACAGUGCAGAUUAUGAGGUCAGAGGCCGCUUAUGAUGACGAAUGAAUGAGUUCGAUCAGCCAACGUCCCUUAGAGGUUUAUAAGGCUAAGGUGACACACACACACACACUGCAGGCUAAGCUGAAACAUGUAGCUUCCCUUCAUGUUUUCCCAUUGCAUGCCACAAUAUUCUGUUAAUAGAAGGCAUUUUUAAAAUGUAAGAACUUAUAAAGAGCGCCUCACAAAGCGUUUUAUUUAGUGUCGAGAAAAAACCAACAUGUUUAUUUUCCUGUUCUCUUAGAAGUUAUUUUGUAAUUAUACAAUUAAAUAUCCCGAUUCGUUAAUAGCCUACUGUGGCAUGUCAGCUAACCUUAAUCAGUCAUCCCAUUAACACUGUUCAGUGUUGGUACAUUUGUAAGUAAGCUAUUUUGUCAAAAUGCCAGUUCAUGCUUCUUACAACUAAAAAAUUGUUCAGGCUUGAACUCGGGAGUACAUUUUCAGGUAAAUUCAGGACGUGAUGCUGUGGCAUUGUUACAGAACCCCCAUAAUAGCAGAGCUAAAUUGUCUGAUAAAAUUCUAGGCUUAUAGUAACAUUUCUCAUAGGCCAGGAAAUCCACUCUGUCCGUUACUCCUCGGGUAUGCCUUAAUGAGGAAUCAGACAGGCGAGGCAAGUUAACUGAUCAAGCAAAGAGGUCAAUUAAGCAGUUAUGUGCCUAUUAACUUUGAAAACCAGGCCUCUUAUGUCUGUGCCCUUUCAGUCUAGUUGUGUCACCAUCUUAAAAAGCACCUUGUUUUAGAUUUGAUCAUUCACCCACAACACCCAAUAGAAUUCACCCCAUAUUCUGGUUUGUAGUUAGUGUGGCACCUUUCUGGAGUGGUUUGUGUUAAGACAGAAUAGAAAGGCAAAGGAUCAUUUGUGAAUGUUCAGAGAAUCAUUUUUGCAAACUAUGAUUAUGCAUGCUGGCAUUGUAUUUACAUAAUUAAAGAUGAGCCACA